Molecule: messenger RNA, 6246 nt
Organism: Saccoglossus kowalevskii
Lineage: Eukaryota; Metazoa; Hemichordata; Enteropneusta; Harrimaniidae
Product: NFX1-type zinc finger-containing protein 1-like
Biological process (GO): regulatory ncRNA-mediated heterochromatin formation
Cellular component (GO): nuclear RNA-directed RNA polymerase complex; nucleus
Molecular function (GO): helicase activity; zinc ion binding
Source: RefSeq, a predicted model, not a curated record
AUGUUUACCAGGCCACAGUCACUACUAGGGGAGCCACCAGCGAUGACUGAAAGGUUAUCAGCAACAUCUACGAAACCUAGAGAACAUGGGGCUAUACCAAAACGCCAGUAUUCUCAUAGUCGAGGUCGAGCCAAAGGACCACCCAGUCAAGCUACAACAAGGGUCCAAAAUGUAUCACAAGUGACAACCACCAAAGGGAGCAAUCAACAACAAGGAAAUGGUGGUAACCAUCAAGGUGUAAAUGGUAGAAACAAUAGUACAAACACAAAGAACCAUUUGCAAAAACAUCAUCCAAGGAAAAACAAGCUAACCUAUCAAACACUUGAAAUGCUGCUUUUAAAGGACCCGAAGGACAUUGUGUUGAAACUAUGUGAAAACACAGAUCGACUUUGCAGCAUGAUGAGCGAUAUUGGAAUGUCUAAACAACAAUUUCUUCUACUUUUACAAAUUUUUGGAAAAGUAUUCUCCUGUACUUCAGUCCCACAUAAUACGAUUCACCUCCUGAACACGAUAAUUACAUCAGAGUUUUUCACAAAUUGCAUAUUACGUGAACUCAGUUCGAUAUACACGAAUGUUAGACAAGGGUCCUUAGACAACAGAUCCGAAGCUUGUAUCAGACAUAUCUUAAUGCUGUUGAGAGCAAUUCUACGAGUUAUGCCAACUAGAUUUUUGGAGAUUUGUCCUACCAUUGAUUUGCUCAAUGCAAUUGCACAUUCUGCAAAUGAAAUUGGUCUGGAUAUGGACACUAAUAUAACGCAUGAAGUUCAGGAACUGCAGGAAAACAGAACACAAUUGAUGGAAGAUAAACGAACAGGCCAAGCAGCAACUACAUACCAUCGACCAGAUGACCAUCGACAUACCCGACAAUCAAAGAGACCACCAGAGAAUUUUAGAUGUAUUCCUGCUUUUCCUACGACUGCUGAUAUUGUAAUGAACAACAAGCCAUUUUUGCGACCAAACAUAGCAGUUGGGGCAUUCAAAGAUGCAGAACAUUACUUGGAUGUACAGUUUCGUUUACUGCGAGAAGAUUUCAUAGCUCCCUUGAGAGAAGGAAUUCAAGAUUACCUUUAUCAGCGAACACUUCCACCAAAACAACGCAGCAGACUAAGUGAUGUUCGAGUGUAUGAAGAGGUAUUUAUAUUAGGUCCAAUCUGUCAGAAUCUUGAUGGAGUAUGUCAUACAGUUCAGUUUCACAAUGGGUGCCUCAAACGAAUUAAAUGGCAGAGUAGCAAGCGCCUAAUUUAUGGAUCAUUGGUAUGUCUUUCUAAAGACAACUUUAAUACAGUCAUAUUUGCCACAGUUGCAAAUAGGGACCCUGAAGAACUUGAAAAGGGAUUUCUGGAUCUGAAAUUUCAGUCACUCGAUGAUAUUUUAAUGGAGCUUCCCGGUCAGCGCUAUCAAAUGGUGGAGUCAAAUGCCUUUUUUGAGGCAUAUAGACAUGUACUUGAAGGUCUUCAAGAGUUAGACGAAAAUUCUUUGCCAUUCUGUAAACAUCUUGUUCACUGUGAGAAGGAAGUUGAAGUACCACAAUACCUUAGAAAUGGGUAUAUAGCCUAUGAUUUUACACAGUGUAUAGGAAAUAAUGAACAUAUCAAGACUGCAGAUGGCUAUGAGAAUAUUCAUAUGUUGAUGAGUCAUGCGCUGUCAUUUCAACAAAGAAAACGUGUAUCAGUGUUGAAUACAAAUGCAUGGCCAACAUCAGAAGCUUUACAUCUUGAUGAAUCUCAGCUGAAAGCAUUGAAAACUGCCCUUACUAAAGAACUGGCAAUAAUUCAAGGGCCGCCUGGUACUGGAAAAACAUACAUUGGAUUACUAAUUGUAAAACUGUUACUCAGCAACAGAGAUGCAUGGUCGAACAUGGAUGAUGAACAUGAUGAUGAACAUGAUGAUGAACAUGAUGAUGAACAUGAUGACCUGUUAGAGAAUGAGUCAACUGCAUCGCCAAUACUUAUCGUCUGUUAUACAAAUCAUGCCCUUGAUCAGUUCUUAGAAGGUAUCGCAAUGUACUUAAAUGAGGGAAUUGUUAGAGUUGGUAGCAGAAGUAAAAGUGAACUACUCGAAAAAUUCAUGAUCUCCAAAUUACGACCAAGGGGAACUGGUAGGCAUCUCUAUGAUGAAUUAAAUACAUGUAAAGAACAAAUUGAAUCAUGGAGUGAAAAACUAAUAUUUGAUCAAACCAACAUGGUCUAUUUUGAAAAUUUGUGCUUUCCAAAUCAGCAUCUGCACAGUUUUCGACAAGGACAGUCACUAAAACAAUGUACAGAUGAUCAAUCUAUUCUGAACUUUUGGUUAAUUGAGAAAAUCUUUCAAAUUCCGCAGGUCUCUACAGACACUGAUCUCAGUGAUGCUAAUGACAUCUCUGAAAAUAAAUCAGACAUAACAAAGGAAUCUAAAACUCAUGAUGAAACAAUUGAUUCUAAUACAAACACAAAAGCAACAAGUCAGUCUGCUAAUGAAGAACCUACAAUUAAAAUUACGUAUGAAGUGGAAUAUUUGAAUGAGCAACGACUUCCAGAACAUGUUUGGGAGCAAAAAAAAAAUAAGAAGCAGACUAAGAUAGGUGGUAUUCAAUCACUUCAUGAACUUUUGAAAGUAAUACAAGAUAUCAAUACAAACUCUAGUCCAGAGUUCCAAGUAGACAAGAAAAGUCAAACAAAGCAAAAUCAGAAGCAGAAACACCUACUAAAUACUCUUAUAAAUGAUACUACACCCAUGGAUGAAGACCAUGCUUUGAACAUAGAAGAUGUAUGGUCCUUAGAUUUGAAUGAUCGAUGGCAAUUAUGUCGGUAUUGGUAUAAUACAUGGUAUAAAAGUAACUCAUGUCGAAUAAAUCCAUUGAUACAAAAGUUUGAAGAACUGAGUCUUAGACUAAAGGAACUCCGCCAAGAAGAAGAUUUAAAAAUUCUUAAUAAUGCACAGGUAAUUGGAAUGACAACAACAGGAGCUUCAAAGUAUCGAGCACUUCUACAGCAUGUAUGUCCCAAAAUAGUAAUUGUUGAGGAAGCCGCUGAAGUUCUUGAGUCUCACAUAAUAACAACUCUUUCACCUGGAUGUCAGCACUUAAUUCUUAUUGGUGACCAUCAACAGCUACGACCGAACCCUACAGUGUACAAAUUAGCGAAGGAUUAUAAUUUGGAAAUUUCUCUGUUUGAGCGUUUGGUUAGAAAUGAUUUACAUCAUGAACAACUAUCCCUUCAGCAUCGGAUGAGACCAGAAAUUGCAGAAUUGAUGAAACACAUUUAUACCAAUUUAUCAAAUCACGAUUCAGUCAAAUAUUACGAAGACAUCCAAGGUGUUAACAAGAAUAUAUUCUUCAUAAAACAUGACAAAGAAGAGGAAUUCAUGGAAGAAACACGAAGUCGUUCAAAUAGUCAUGAAGCUGAAUUCAUUGUCGCUCUGUGUCGUUACCUCCUACAACAAGGAUAUAAUCCUCCCCAGAUAACCAUACUCACUAUGUAUACAGCUCAGUUGUUUGAGUUCAAGAAGCUUAUGAAACAGCGAGAUUUCUUUGGUGUACGUGUGUGUCCUGUUGACAACUUCCAAGGCGAAGAGAAUGACAUCAUUCUGCUAUCAUUAGUUCGUAGCAAUUUAGCUGGCAAUAUUGGCUUUUUGAGUAUUGCAAACAGAGUUUGUGUAGCCCUUAGUAGGGCACGCAAAGGUUUCUUCUGUAUUGGUAAUUUCAAGCUACUCGCAGAGAAAAAUAAAUUAUGGAAGCAAAUAACUUUGGACUUGGAAACAAAUAGCAACAUUGGUACAUCACUUCAACUGCACUGCCGAAAUCAUCCCACCUCAAAGAUUAAUGCUACUUGUGCAAUAGACUUUAAAGCCGCGCCUGAAGGAGGAUGCAAACUACAAUGCAAUAAGCGUAUGGACUGUGGACAUAUUUGCAAACGGUUUUGUCACCCAAAAGAUCCUGAACACAAGGAAGUUACAUGUAGGGCGCCUUGCCUUUCAAGGUGUCCUAACGACCAUGCUUGUCCACUUAGAUGUUAUGAAAAAUGUUCAAAUUGCAUUGUAAAAGUGGAAAAGCUGAUUCCCGAUUGCCAACAUACACAACUUGUGCCUUGCUAUCUUGAUCCAAACAAAUUCAAGUGCAAGGUUCCAUGCGAUAGGCUUCUGCCUUGUGGCCACAUGCGCACUUUGGACUGUUAUAUUGAUGUUGCAACAUUCAAAUGUCUCGAACAAUGCACAAAAAUGUGUCCAGAGAAGCACCAAUGUCCACUUAAAUGCUUCGAAAAAUGUGGAGACUGUACAAAACUUGUAAACAAAACUAUUCCUCAGUGUGAACAUGUUCAGCUCGUCGCCUGUUAUUUGGAUGCUGGGCUGUUUAAAUGCAAGGAGCUAUGUGAUAGGAUUUUACCUUGUUACCAUAAGUGCACUUUGGUUUGUCAUAUUGAUGCCAAACAAUUCAAAUGCCAAGAAAAAUGUGACAAGCAGCUCGUCUGUGGCCACAGGUGCACUUUGAAAUGUUCGGAUUUGUGCCAAGAAAACUGUAAUAUGUUAGUGGAAAAGAUUGUGCCAUCGUGUGGUCAUACUCAAAAAAUGAAAUGCUAUGAGAACCCCCGUGAUAUUAAAUGUAAGAAUCCUUGCAAACAAUGUCUACCAUGUGGACACAAAUGCCCAGAGAUAUGCUCCGUGAAGUGUCCUAGCAAAUGCAAUGUCAACAUACUACAUGACUGGCCAUGUUCUCAUGUUAAAAAACGUCCAUGUUGGCAGACAUACUGUUAUGAAAAAUGCCUAGACGUACUUCAUUGUAGUCAUGAGUGCCAAGGAACAUGUGGAGAAUGUAUCCAGAAUGGAUUGCAUGCGGAUUGCAGGCUGCCAUGUACAAAGAAGCUGUCUUGUGGUCACAUGUGUCAACGGCAAUGUUAUGAAUUGUGCAACAAAACAUGCCUACAAACUGUCAAAAAAACACUAAAGUGUGGACAUAGUACCCAAACUGAAUGCUACGACAAUGAAAACAUUUGUCCACAUGUAUGUGGUGAGAUUUUGGUAUGCGGACAUAAAUGUACUGAUUUUUGUGGUAUAUGUAAAGCUGUAGGAAGCCACAACACAUGUAGUAGUCAGUGUGGAACAGAGUUGAUAUGUGGGCACAUCUUUAUUGGACCGUGCUAUGGAGCAGCAAAGACAUGUUCUACAAACCAUACAUAUACAUGCGAACACAACACAAGAAACAGAGCGUGUAUGAAGCCUUGUGCAUGGGCGUGUAAACAUUACCAGUGCAGAAGAAAAUGCCAUGAACGUUGUGACAGGCCACCAUGUGACCAUCCUUGUAAACGACUUUUGAGAUGUGGACAUGUUUGUGUUGGUAUGUGUGGUGAAAUAUGUCCGAUCAUUUGUCGAGUGUGCAACAAAUUAGAAUUACAGCAUGCAGCCGAGUUUUUUGGUAAAGUAGACAGAGAAGAUUGUUCUUAUAUUCAACUGCACUGUGGACAUGUGUUUGAGGUAACUGACUUAGAUCGAUGGAUGCUGGGAAUAUCAUCAAAUGGACUUACCCCUGUAGGACUAAAAACAUGUCCUAAAUGUAACAAACCAAUCAUCAAUAAACGAUACAAUAAUACUAUCAAAGAUAACAUUGCCGACUUAGAUAAAGUGAAGGCGACUAUGGGGAGUAGCCAUUUCUUGGAAUCUGCUAUUGAGCAAGUUAAUCGAACUCUGGAUUCCAUAAUAUCGUCCGAGCACCAAGAGGAGGUGCGUGAUAAACUUUAUUGUGCUAAAGAUUUAAAUCAGGUUGCAUCAAUUGAUAGUAAAAUAAUGUACUACAGACGCCUCGCUAUUGCAAGGUUGUACGUUAUGCUGGUGUUAACAGAGAUAAGAAACGGUGAAGGUGAAGCAGAAUCUCCCACAAAAGGUUGGUCACUUGAUGACGUGAAUGGAAGAGCAGAAACUCUACUCUCUGAAAUAAAGUCUACUAUGACGUCAAUCGCUGAACGAGGAAUAGAGAGUACUGUCCUCGACCUGAUAACGCAAAGCUGCACAUUAUACAUAAUACUGAAAUUAUAUAGGCGACGUUUACCCAAGUCAAAUAAGGAAUUAAUCUUAACCAAAUACAUUGAUUUUAGAGAUUUGAAGUUUAAGUUACCGAAGCAUGCAAGUGACGCGCUGAAGCACGAUUAUCCAGAAAUUCUACGAACUGUGAACAUUCCUUCGAAGCUUGUAAAAAUUGACCCCUGUAAAUACAAUUCACUGGCUAUGGGCGAAUGGUACAAAUGUUCCCAAGGUCAUAUGACUCAAUCUCGGAUGUAG